CUAGAGUCAGAACUCAGAAGUCAACUUUUGACGGAAGCCGGAAACCAAAAUAAUUAAAUAAUUUUUGUGGGAGUUUUUUCUAGUUAAUAUUCCAUUUUAAUUAUUGAGUAUAAUUGAAUAUAUCAUUUGGACAUUCAAUUAAACUCAAAUUGUUAACGUAUUAUAUACAAAGUCUCUAUAGCACUUAAUUAAACAUUAUGUUGGUAUUAGUCCUUGGUGAUUUGCACAUUCCACACCGUUGCAGUAGCUUACCUGCCAAAUUUAAGAAGCUGUUGUUGCCUGGUCGUAUACAACACAUUCUCUGCACUGGUAACCUAUGUACUAAAGAGUCAUAUGACUAUUUAAAAACACUUGCCAGUGAUGUACAUGUUGUUAGAGGUGAUUUUGAUGAGAACACCACAUAUCCAGAGCAAAAAGUUAUAACAGUUGGUCAGUUCCGAAUUGGUCUUAUUCAUGGUCAUCAAGUUGUGCCAUGGGGAGAUGAAGAAUCUUUAGCUUUAAUACAGCGUCAGCUUGAUGUAGAUAUAUUAAUCUCAGGUCAUACCCACCGGUUUGAGGCUUAUGAACAUGAAAAUAAGUUUUACAUAAACCCUGGCUCAGCAACUGGUGCAUACAAUCCUAUGUUCAGAAAUGCCACACCAUCAUUCGUGUUAAUGGACAUCACUAGCUCCACUGUUGUAACAUAAUAUGUGUAUAAACUGCUUGGUGACGAAGUGAAAGUAGAAAGAAUUGAAUAUAAGAAAGCUUAAACAGUUAUAUUUGUAAUCUUAAGAAUAUUUAUGAGGUAAAUCUUACAUAAAAACUAUAAAUAUUAUUUUAUGUAUUAAAAGGGUUUGGCAUGGCAUUUGUAGCUAAAGGUAAAUUAUAGUAAGAUGAAUGGAAAUCUUUAAUCAAAUGAAAUCAAAUUUUAUUUACUGAAAUAUGAACUAUUAUAUUUAUUUAAGGUCAGACUAGUGCAUAUGAGAGUUUAGACAUGUUACCAUCAUGGCAAUAGUUAAAUAUGCAGCUAUAUGAAUAAAAGUAAUUUUCUCAAUUAUAUAUGUUGUAAGUGUAGUGUAAGGUGGCUAGAUUUGGGUGAAGUUUUGGCAAAAAUGCACUUUAAGUAGAACAAUAUAAUGACCAUGCCAUGUCCAUAUUACAUAUUGUCUAGAAAUGUAUAAUCAAUUUUAGUUCUUCUGAGUUUUAAGAAGUCACUUAACAAUUAUGUUUCUAAAACAGCUCAUGUUUAUCUAUAUUUAAAACUACUUGUAAUUAUAAGGGCAAAACUUUCAAUAGUUUUAGAUGUAUAGAAUCUGUCUGUUUUGGUAAUUAUAGGAUAAUUCCAUUGCAUCUAGGAUUUUUGUACAGAUUGUAUUUGAGAAUUAUUUUAUACCUUCCUGUAUUCUUGUUUCUCGUAUCUUAAGAAUAGAUUAUUUCAUUAAGUCAAUUUUUAUUAUUAUACCAUAACAUUGUUAUGAUGAUUUAUGCGUUUAUUUUCUUAUUCAGCAUUUUUUGCCUUUUAACCCGAAGUAAUGUUUUGCUGGGAAUUGGAUCUCAGGCCCUAUACCACUACCACCUGAUAUGAAAUAAAUUCAUAAUUAUCAAAGGCAUUUUUUAUUUAAAAUUGAAAUAACGCGAGAAAUAUGUUUAUUGCCCGCCACAAGUGUACCAUUGUCUACAUGAAACCUAGGUCAUGGUCACUAAACAAAGUGUAUGAGAUGUCCGUUUUAUAAGGAAAUAAUUUUUAUAUUCCAUAUGAAUAAAUAUGUUUAUUUA
Messenger RNA from Pieris napi, 1755 nucleotides. RefSeq names its product vacuolar protein sorting-associated protein 29 (gene Vps29). Gene Ontology annotation, cellular component: retromer complex; endosome. Gene Ontology annotation, biological process: intracellular protein transport; retrograde transport, endosome to Golgi. The record is from RefSeq and is a predicted model, not a curated record. NCBI's taxonomy places the organism in Eukaryota, Metazoa, Arthropoda, Insecta, Lepidoptera, Pieridae.